UCCUCCGACAAACAAAAUUAAUCAGUGUAUUAUUAGGUAUUAAUUGAUAAGCAAAUUUGAAAAACUCCAACCAUAUCCACGUGAGUAGUACCAUGAAACCAUUACAAGCUCCUGAUCUCGAUACUACAUAUAAAUAUAUAUCAGCUACCAAGACUUCAAAACCUCUUGAAGAGUACAUAUGCAUGCAGUCCACACCGACCAUUCUUGGAUUCCUGAACCUAAUCAACCAUGGCCGACAAACGCCCCCCAUCUUACCAUGUAAAGCCCUCUUCAAUGCAAAUUCUGUCUCUUUCUCUCCUCUUGCUUUUACUCGUGUCAUUUGCUCUCUUUCACUACUAAAUUGUAAGUCCAAAUCUUCGUGUAGAAUCCACUUCUCCUAUAAAUACCCCAACACUUUCUAGCUCUCAAACCAUCAUCAAUCUAUCAGCUGCCUAUCACCGAUAGUGUCAAUAGCUCUUGUUCAAAGGCUCUAGCUUAAUUUCCAUAGUUUCGCUCGCUUGCUAAGUUCAGCAUUAUGUCAGAUACACACCACCAAGAGCAUGAAAGUGAGGAAAAAGUCGCCGAAGAAUCAAAAGGUUGUGGGAUGUUCGAUUUCUUGAAAAAGAAAGAAAACGAGAAAUCUGGGAAACCCCAACAUGACCAAGAUGUGGGCAUGGCAGACGUCCAACAGUCACAUGGCGAUGACUCUAGCUCGUCGAGUAGUGACGAGGAAGGAGAGUCUGGGGAAAAGAAGAAGAAGGGGAUAAAGGACAAGAUCAAAGACAAGAUAUCAGGCAAAAAGAAAGAUCAUCAUGAGGAUCCUCAGCAUGCAACUAUUCCAGCUGAGAAAACCAGUGAGAAUGCACAUGUGGAAGUGACACACCCAGAGGAAAAGGGAUUUAUAGAGAAGAUCAAAGACAAGCUUCCCGGACAGCACAAGAAACAUGAAGACGGUGCUUCUGUAGAAUGUGCUGCAGAUGGACACUCCCCAGAAGGUGAGAAAAAAGGAAUCUUGGAGAAGAUCAAGGAGAAGCUGCCAGAUGGUCGUAAGAACGAAGAGAAAAAGCAUGAAAACUGAAACUGCAAUAUGAUCGAAUAGAAAGUGUCAAUCUUGGCAGCCUAUUUGUUUUCUGGUUUUGUAAUUCCAUGUCCUAUGUAAUUUUCUUGUCCUUCUAGGUUUGGAUGAAUCUGUAUGUAGGCUAGUCCUACACCUAAUCAGGAGAUUUUCUCUUUUCCAAAUCUUGCACUCUCGUACUUUUCUUAAAUUAAUGAAUUAGAAAAUCUUGUUCAGAAGCUUCUGAAUGCUACUUAGUUUCAUGCACUGAAAGAAAUAUUUGGUCCAAUCCACCCAAGACAAGUUUCUUCAAUAUAUGCUGUAAUAUAUUUUGCUUUUUAACUCAAAUCCUAAAUCACAUAAACCACAUAUAUACUAUAAACCAUAUAUACUCUAUAAGCCGUUUAUAAAAUCACAUCGAUUGUCGCAAAAUUUGAAGAAUAAAAUUCUCAAAGUAAGAAUUCUUUAACUAAAACUAGAGCUAAGUCCAAAUAAGCUUAAUACUGCACAAAAGCCUCUUUAACUAAAAUAAGAGCUAAGUCCAAAUAAGCUUAAUGCUCCACAAAAGGAAUAGACAAUGAGAGCCUGUAUAAAGUGAACCUUCUGUUUGUCAAUUUCAACGUUACAUAACCACACCCUGCAAAUAGGAAUUGUCUUAUACUACCUGC
This is a messenger RNA of Ziziphus jujuba (common jujube), 1701 nucleotides long. Its product is annotated as phosphoprotein ECPP44. The transcript has 2 exons. Gene Ontology annotation, cellular component: membrane. NCBI's taxonomy places the organism in Eukaryota, Viridiplantae, Streptophyta, Magnoliopsida, Rosales, Rhamnaceae. The coding region runs from base 515 to 1057 and encodes 180 amino acids. Gene Ontology annotation, biological process: response to water. The record is from RefSeq and is a predicted model, not a curated record.